This is a messenger RNA of Strigops habroptila (Kakapo), 1090 nucleotides long. RefSeq lists its product as uncharacterized. The transcript has 7 exons. The record is from RefSeq and is a predicted model, not a curated record. Lineage: Eukaryota; Metazoa; Chordata; Aves; Psittaciformes; Psittacidae. The coding region runs from base 1 to 726 and encodes 241 amino acids.
AUGGAGGUGCUGUGGGGAAAAGGCGCACAUCCCGCUGCGGUGCCGGCGCGGUCCGAACGCUCUACUGCUGUGGCCUGGGCCGGCGGGAACCUCUGCGGGCCGGGACCCGGGGCAGCCGGAGCGCUCCGCACGGUGCCGGCGCGGCAGAGGCUGCCGCAGCCUCUUCGGUUCCUUUUCGCCGCGACCCGGAGCUCCGCUCCCCCGGAGGCGGAGCCGCCGCAGGUGAUGGGACUCCCAGGCCUCCUGGCUUUGUUUUCUUCCCAGCGGAAGAACCCAGUUCUCGUGAAUGUGCUGAUAGUUUCUUCCAUAAUCUCUUCUGUUGCCAUCCUCAUCAUAAUAGUUUAUAGCUCACUCACACUGAGCUAUGGGGAAGAGGAGGAGCUGAGUUCUGCCCUAGUCCAUGUUAUCCAUACUAAGUUCAUACUUAAUAAAGUAGUCAAGGGUGCUAACAUAGCCAUGCUAGCUGCAUCUGUCUGCAGUGCUUUUGUUGUGCUGGUGAUGGCUUACUUGGGAUGCCGGAGUCUUCCACGCUGCUCGUGCUACGACAGUGUAACUGGGAUGGAAUGGUUGCAACCUAGUGAGGACCAAAAUCAGACUGUGGAAAUGAUUUGUGCUGCACAAAGCCCUGGGGGCAGAAUUUUUAACUUCCCAGAUCAGUUUCCAGCCCAGGACUUAGAUACAGAGGAAGAUGCAUCCAAACCUCCACCGUAUAUCAGAAUGGCUUGAAAGAGUGGCUGAACAUUUUAAAGCUACCAGUCUAAGCGUGGCAAGACAGGUACAAGGAGGUUUUCAUCUUUAAAGAUGGUUAUGCACUUUUCCUUGGCCUUCUGUAAAACCCACACAGAAAGAGAGAACUAUUGAAUGAUCGAUGUUCAGCAAAGAUCACAAAUGGGAAGAUCUGCAGAUGGUUUUGGACAGUCAGACUUUGUAUAGUUAAAAUACCUCAUUGGCUCUUGAAAGCGUGAGCAUUUAUUCCUCCAACUUUUGUAUUUAAAUCAUGUUUUAUUCCACUAGAAUUCAUCGUGCAAUUUGUCUAGCAGUGCUAGCCUCAGGCAUUCAAAUAUUAAAUACAAGUAAUUUUUAAAAGAAA